AUGGCGGUAACGCUGUCCACCGGUGACUCCCAUUAUUGGCCCAUCUACAGUAGAAACACCACCACAAGAAACAACCCUUAUGCAUCUCUUCCAUCUCUUUGGUUUCCUCGCUCUCUUCAUAUUCGGUGGAAUCCUCAUCUUCCUCCUAGGUGCAACUGUGACCGCCGCUGGGAUCGAUUUCAUUGCAUUUCUCCCCUUGAUCAUCCUCUCGGGUCCGAUCUGGAUUCCGGGAUUUGUCCUUGUUGGCUUGUGCUUAACCGUCACCUGGUUUCUUGUUGGAACAAUGAUUAUCUUAUCGUGAACGUAGUGUUAUUUCCGGGGAAUGCACCCGAACUGGAUCGGAUCAAAUGGAUUAUGGACGUGGACGUGGUCGGAUCUAUGACACGGCCUCCCACGUCAAAUAUUACGCUAGAGAGUACGGUGGAUAAUUCAAUGGUAGGGCUAAAGAUGCAGCCCUUGGUGCUUAAUCUGACCCGGUCGGUGUUGUCUGGUUGA
Messenger RNA from Eruca vesicaria subsp. sativa (arugula), 495 nucleotides. NCBI's taxonomy places the organism in Eukaryota, Viridiplantae, Streptophyta, Magnoliopsida, Brassicales, Brassicaceae. The record is from the annotation of a GenBank genome assembly.